Molecule: messenger RNA, 1930 nt
Organism: Sphaerodactylus townsendi
Lineage: Eukaryota; Metazoa; Chordata; Lepidosauria; Squamata; Sphaerodactylidae
Gene: PKN3
Product: protein kinase N3
Exons: 12
Coding region: 35-1930 (631 amino acids)
Biological process (GO): protein phosphorylation; signal transduction
Molecular function (GO): protein serine/threonine kinase activity; small GTPase binding
Source: RefSeq, a predicted model, not a curated record
CUGUCUCCAGCAGUUGAACGGUGGUGCGAACUUCAUGGAUCCAGGUUUCCAACACAAGCUUGAGGUCAAGAAGGAGCUCAUCAGCCAAGCCAUCCAGAAGGAGCUGAAGAUGAAGGAGGGAGCGGAAAACUUGCGCCGGGUGACCACCGACAAGAAGAACCUGGUGCAUGUGGACAAUGUCUUGAAAUCUUCCAACCGCAAACUGGAGCGGCUGCACCGGGAACUCGAAGAGCUCAAUGCCCAGAUAAUGAAAGAGAAGGAGAAGAUAACAGAGGUCAACUUGUCCCCAGACCUUUGCCUCUGGGAAAGGAACCCGAAUCCCGCGGCAAGGAGAACAGAGGCUCUGAAGAAACAGCUUCACAUCGAGCUGAAGGUGAAACAGGGCGCAGAGAACAUGAUCCAGAUGUAUUCAAGCACCUCAAGGGAACGGAAGCUCCUGGCUGCUGCUCAGCAGAUGCUCCAGGACAGCAAGAUCAAGAUUGAGUUGAUCCGGAUGCAGAUUGUAAAGGCAUCUCAGUCUUCAGGGGGCGGGGAUUCAGCAGUGAGGAACGGAGGCACCAUCAGCCCGCUAGAUCUGCAUCUGGAGGAGCUGCGGCAUCGCCUGCGGAUUGAAGCUGCAGUGGCUGAAGGAGCCAAAAACGUGGUGAAGAUUCUGGGCAGCAGGCGGGUGCAGGACCGUAAAGUGUUGGCUGAGGCUCAGGCUUGCUUGCAGGAAUCCGCACAGAAAAUCGACCUGCUUCGCCUCUCGCUUGAGCAUCUUCUGGGUGAACUUUCUCCCGAUCAUCCCAAGAGGGCACUCAUCAAACAGGAGUUGGUGAACACAUUCUGUGUGGGGGCCCAGCAGGGCAGUGGGCCGCCACUGACCUCUUUCAUCAAGCCCACGGCCCUUACGGGGACCCUCGAAGUGCGCUUGAUGGGCUGCCAGGACCUUCUGGAAAGGGUUCCAGGCCGUACCCGGGUGGCCAGCUCGAUGCCCGUCUUCGGGAGCCCGGCUGAUUUGAAGCCCUUGACCCACACUUGGGCUGGCGUGAGCAUCCAUACCCGUGGGACUGCUACAAAACUUGUUCGGAAUGAGGAACUGGGCAGUGAAGUUCUUGCUGUGCUCAAGGUGGACAACAAAGUGGUUGGGCAUACCAACUGGGGACCAGCGAACAACCAAGCUUGGGAUCAAACCUUUAUUAUUGAAUUGGAUCGAUCCCGAGAGCUGGAGAUCUCAGUUUAUUGGCAUGACUGGAGAGAGCUGUGCGCAGUGAAAUACUUGCGCUUGGAUGACUUCCUCGAUAAUGAACGCCAUGGCAUGUGCCUCGCCCUUGAGCCUCAAGGGAUGCUCUUUGCAGAGGUAACAUUCAGCAACCCUGUGUUUGAGAGGCGUUCCAAGCUGCAGCGUCAGAAACGGAUUUUUCCCAAACAAAAAGGCAAAGAGUUCCUUCGAGCCUCUCAGAUGAAUAUCAGCAUUGCUACUUGGGGACGUCUAAUGAUGAGCAUCUUGCCACCUUGUAGCUCCCUGCCCACCCUGAGUCCCCCUGCUCGUGCCUCUGCGCGCCUGGGUCUCACGCCUGCAACCCCUGCUCAGGGCCAAACUGAACCAACGUCUGUAUUGGACGGGACUUUGGAAGAAAGAUCCCUCAGAAAUAUGUCUCCCAAAUCCAGUGGCGACCCAGUGGCUAAACUGACAUUCGAUGAGGAGCCGCCUCCGAAGCCGCCUCGCCUCUUCCUGAAGCCUUCUCCGAAAAAGCCGGAACAGACUCCUGUGGAUUCUUUGGACCGUCACAAGACUUCAUGCAACAAAAACCAGAGGGCAAUAGUCCAGACAUUUAAGGAAGUUAAGAAAAGAAAGGAGAUGAAAGCUACAGAUCCACCUUACAGCCAGUUCUUUGCGUUCACGCCCACUGGGUGCAUCUCACGUGCUCUGGAAAAGGUCGGCAGAUGA